Molecule: messenger RNA, 939 nt
Organism: Salvia hispanica
Lineage: Eukaryota; Viridiplantae; Streptophyta; Magnoliopsida; Lamiales; Lamiaceae
Source: RefSeq, a predicted model, not a curated record
CGAGCUCAAGUAUCGCGUGCCUGCAUCGCCAGAGCAACUGGAUAAGAGAGGCCAGCAACCGCCGUCGUCGCGCCAAAAAUGACGAUCGCCGCCGCGGCACACGCUACCACCGCCCGAUUCGCACUGAUUCCAGCUUUGUCACGUGCCUCGAGGUCUAAGCGGUGCACGAUUAGCACAGGCGUGAGGUGCGCAUUGCCACCACAGGCGCAGAGGAUGAUCGAGAGCAGACGAUCGGUUUCUCUAUCACUUGUUUUCCUCCAUUUCUUCUGCCUAUCUAAAGAUGCAUUGGCUGCAAACGCAAUGGAUAAAUAUGUCAAAAAGAAAAGGCUUGAUCCACUAGAGGCUUAUAUACCUGCUGUUAUAUUGACUGAGUUUCAAAUCAAGGAAUUAGGGCAAUAUCUUGAAGACGAUCAACCUCAAUUUCUCAGCUGCCGGAGUCUCUUAAGAUCUGGUCCUGCUUCAUCUUUGCGCGCAAAUAUUCGAGCAGUAGCACAGUAUGCCUCUGAUGCUGGAAACGGCAAAUAUGCAUUCGACGAGGUUGAUCAAUGUUUGAGAGCUCUAGAAGAACUUGAUUCUCUUCUUCUGCGGGCAUCAAGAAAUGAUUCGGGCUCCACAGUCGAAGCAAUGAAAGCAAGAGUUGUUACCGCACUCAAUGCACUGAACAGCCUUCUGAAGACGGUUCCAGCUGAGGUGCUCGACAAGGGAAAGGCAAUGGCAAAUGCAUACAUGAAUCCAAGUGAAGAUACAUCAACUGAAACGCUCGACCCCCAGUUAAAGAAAUUGGAAUCAAUAUUGUAAUCUAUUUUUGAUUUAGCUCUCAAACAUUGAGGUUCCAACUGUUAUACUUAUUGGGGUAUGGAAACCUAUUUCACUCCAAAAAUGUUGUACAGUCUGUUUUAAACUAUUUUCACAUAUAGUAGCAGUAAAAAUCACUGGAAA